GCAGAGAUGAUUGGAGGAGCAGCCCCGGUGGUGGUUUGAGUCGACUCAAAAGAGGAGCAGCCCCGGUGGUGGUUUUGAGUCGACUCAAAAGAGGAGCAGCCCCGGUGGUGGUGGUGCAAGCAGCCAUCCACCAGCUCCCCACUUGCCUUUCCGCUCCUUCUCUUCCCCCUCCUCCUCUUCGGCCCCCGUUUCUCCCCCCUCCCUGCUUCCCCCGGGCCCGUUCUUCCCCCUUCCCCCCCUCCCUGCUUCCCCCAGGUUGCCCUCAGUAA
This is a messenger RNA of Closterium sp. NIES-65, 269 nucleotides long. Lineage: Eukaryota; Viridiplantae; Streptophyta; Zygnematophyceae; Desmidiales; Closteriaceae. The record is from the annotation of a GenBank genome assembly.